Messenger RNA from Brugia pahangi, 237 nucleotides. Lineage: Eukaryota; Metazoa; Nematoda; Chromadorea; Rhabditida; Onchocercidae. The record is from the annotation of a GenBank genome assembly.
AUGAUGAGCAGAGGGAAGAAAUCGUAUGUUCUCUUAGGCAACAUGGAAAAAGAAACAAAAGCAGCCUUUUCAAAGUUAAUCAUUCAGACGAUCAAGAGAUGUCUUAUCGAGCCAAAACAACAAAAAGAAGCAAAGAGCAAAUAUAUCCAACAGCGUAAAGCGUUAGGUCGCAAAAGUAAUAUAUGUGAUGAAACGAUCCGGAAAAUUUGUACAAAGCUUGAAAUAUCCAACGAAUAA